This is a messenger RNA of Thermochaetoides thermophila DSM 1495, 1536 nucleotides long. RefSeq names its product putative regulator of ty1 transposition protein. Gene Ontology annotation, molecular function: histone H3K56 acetyltransferase activity. Bases 1 to 1536 code for a protein of 511 amino acids. Lineage: Eukaryota; Fungi; Ascomycota; Sordariomycetes; Sordariales; Chaetomiaceae. The transcript has a single exon. Gene Ontology annotation, biological process: DNA damage response. Gene Ontology annotation, cellular component: nucleus. The record is from RefSeq and is a predicted model, not a curated record.
AUGGCAUCACCCACACCUCCGAGCCCGAAUCCGCCAGUCAACAAGCCUGGUGCCUACGACACUUCUCUGCGCAACCGGCUCGCAGCGGUGCUGCCGCAGGGCCAUCGGUUCGGCAUUCACCACGUCUCGACGCCGCCGACUCGAACUGAGCCACUGUGUCCAGCCCCACCAGGCGAGCGACCUGACAAGACGUAUCGCGAGAGUCACUUUCUCGCCGUCUCUAUCCAUCCCAACGCUCCUACCAUUUCGUUGAAGCGCGCAUCGCCCGGCACCGACGACAUCAAGCAACCUCCUCCACGCCUUCCUCUCCUCGCCUUCGCCAUCGAGGUCUUCAUCUUCACUACCGCCUAUCAAACCAUCCUGUUCGUCUCCAAGACCGACUCGACUGGCUACUUGCAUCUGCUCGGCCUGCCCAAGGGUGCGCCAUCGCCCAUCCGCCAAGUCUGCGCCACCUUUCUCGCCUACCUGCUCGACCAUCGCAAGCGCCCCAAUGUGCAGUCCAUCGUCAACCUCUUUGCCCGCGCCCAGGACCAAUAUCUCUUUCCCGGCAGCAUCCGCAAUGCCGGUAAGCAUGUUCUCGAUGACUGGGGUCUCGUUCGUUGGUGGUGUCGUGUCCUCAAUCCCCUCAUGGAGGGCUUGUCUUGCGAGAAGUGGGCAAACACAAAGGGAUACUUGAUCGUGCCUGGUCUGGAAGAGACCGAAACGCGGUCGUUUCUGCCCCGCACACCGUCCAGCCUGGUAAACUGGACCGUCGGUCACCCACUUGAAAAGAUUUCUCGCUAUGUCCGCGACUUCGGCCGAGUCCCUCCGCGCUGUCUGAUCCCCGGCUACCCCGACGACCCUAAGAGCCGCUUCCGCGAUGAGCUUGACGAGGAGGUCUCGCCCAGAAAACAUAGCAUUGGGGCUUGGAAGAGCGUCAAGACACUGGAUCAAUUUUGGGAGAUGAUGGCAUUUCGCCAGGAGUGCUCCAGCGGCCGUUUAACCGGCUUUAUUUGGCUUGUCUUUGAUUCAGCCGCUUCCGCUGACGUUCAUCCACAGCCCCAGCCAUUGCCGGAGUCCAGUAGUGCAGCGAAGUAUAAGGCCAGGAGAAAGAAAAAAAAGAAGUUGAGCGGUCCCAUAAAGCCCCGCGAGCCGCGCAUCAAGACCGUCCUCCGAAACGGCCUGCUUGACCGCCCGACCCUUACCGCAUAUUAUUACUGGCCGUCUGAGGGCCGUGGCGACCGUGUCGUCGACGAGGCCGAGUACAAGCGCAUCAUCGAGCUGCUGCUCCAUCUCGACUUUUCCACGCUCGACAAGGCCCUCGGCAGCUCUCGUCGCUGGAUCCACGAGCUCGGUGCCCCUGAGGUCGAGGUCAUUGGCCGCGCAACUGCGCCCGAAAAGACAGAAAUCCAUGCAGCAGGCAUCACAAAUCUGACAGGACUCGUGCGGAGGAUGAAUUCUAAGCCGUCCGACGCCCAGCUGCAGCCGCGAGUAAACGUUCUUGGCGCGAACCUGGUGCGCAAGAAGAAAAAAGAGGAGAGUGCGUCCAGCAGUUAG